This is a messenger RNA of Prunus armeniaca (apricot), 471 nucleotides long. NCBI's taxonomy places the organism in Eukaryota, Viridiplantae, Streptophyta, Magnoliopsida, Rosales, Rosaceae. The record is from the annotation of a GenBank genome assembly.
AUGGGGUUUAGACCCAAAGAAAAUAUGUUUGAGGUUGAGGUUUACAGCCUUAGACUGAAUGCUUGGAGAAAAAUUAGCGCAGUUCCUCCUGAUGUAGUGUUUCCAAAUGAGGAGUUUAAAAGGAUCAUGUUACCUCGUGCAGUACCCGCAGUUUUAGAACAAACUCCGAUUCGAGUGUCUGAGAACUCACUUUCAUUCUUCCACCGAAGACAUGAUGAACAACUGGGCUGGUUUUAUGAGUUAUGGAUUCUUGAAAUGUAUACUUGGAAAAAGACCCACACGAUUCUUCUCCCCACAAGGGUAUAUGUAUCAUGUUCACUGGGGUUCACAGAAAAUGGCAGAUUUCUUACGGUUGUGCCAAGUACUUUUCCGGAAGAAUCAAAUUUGGUUUUAUAUGAUCCCCAGUCACAGCAACCCAGCAAUACCGAAAUCAAAAUGAUGAAGCCUUGUGGGUAUGUCGAUGCUUAUUGA